CUCCGCAAUGGUAACACACCGCUAAAUUCUGAAAUUCAUGAAACGCGCAAUGUUGGAUAACAGCAGUUGGUGAAAGCUGUUUGGGGAGACGUAACAUAAGAACUGAUUACAUUUUUCGAUUGAAUUUCACAAUAAAAGAAAUACAGAAAUUGAUUUUAUUCAUUUAUUAUUUCAAGUAUAAAAUUACAGAUAUUCAAUUGAAACCCUUGAAAAUUAUGAAAAUUCGACAUCGAAUCUUGAGAUUGAACAGUCCGUCACGAUAAAAGUGAUAGAAAAAAGCAAUAAACAUUUUCCAUUGGGCAAAAAAGGGACGAUAUUGGUAAAAUCAAAUUUCAUAAUAACGAAUUUGUUACAAUAAAAACCCUAACGCACAUUUCACAACCUUCAUAGCUUGAUUUAUCAGCCAUUCAAUUAAUACAAAAAAUCGAAUUCAAUAAGAAACUUAUUGAAUUCUAUAGAUAUUAGAGCAUAGUGAACUCAUGAAACAGUAAGAUAACAAACAACGAUAAUACAUCCGUAAUAAAAAACAUCAGACAUAAAUGAAGAAAUCCACCCAAUUAACCUUUGCAAUAUAUGGUUUAUUAAAUUAAUUGUCACAAAUUCAAUGUACUAAUUUUAAAAAAAGUAAUAUGAGUGAAAGACUACUUUGUAUAUUCGAAAUUCGUUGCGGAGGAAAAUUGACAUGAACGGAACUAUGAGCUAACUAUGCACGAAUUCAUUAAAAAAAUAUUUAACAUUCAUAUCAAGCGAAAUUAUCAACAAUUUGAAUCAAUACGGAGAAGAAUAAAGAGUGACGGGAAUAAACAUAAUAAUGAUGUUUUGAUAUAACACGUGAACAUUAAGUAAACAUUCGCAUUGUAAUAUUUAUGGAGAUUUUCUGUCAAUAAAUGCGACAAAAAAUCGUUUUUCAACUAUUUUGAUAGUAAUCAACAUAUCCAAAGAAAAAUUUUCACUGUGCAUAUCAGCCAUAAUAACCCGAGGUACUGAAUAUUUUUUGAGACAUUUCAAUUGAAACAAAAUGGCGGAAAAAGAAGAUAAACCAAAAGUAUCCGUAGAAGUAAUGAAAGCUAAUCAGGGAAUUGCUGCACAAGCUGCUCUUCGGGCACAACAAAUGAUGUUUCGCCAAAAACUGAAUUCAGUUUCAAUUAGCAGCGAAAGUGCAACCACGUCUGCACAAACGGCUUUGCUGAAAAAAGUGACACCACCAACUGUUCCAGCACGAGGAGAUAGUGUUUUGACGAAAAAACCACCAGAAAUUCCACCAAAGCGAAGCAGUUUGAAAAAACCAAUUAUUGAUGGUAGCGAAGAGCUGGCAAGCAAACAUCCACCUCCUCUGCCACAGAAGCCGAACAGUGCACAAAAUUCACCGAUAGCUGCACCGAAGCUCAAGGAGAAACCACAUGCACUGCGUCCAGUUCCACCGACACCGCAAAUUCCCGUUAAGUUUGAUCGACCUCCCGCAAAUCUUCCUGAAGCAACAAUUACAUCAACUAAUCCGUUCAACAAUUUACGAAAUUCGCUGCAGCAUAUCCAACGGCCAAAUCAACAAAGCGGCAAUACUUUGCCGCAAAUUAUGAAAGCACCACAAGGCACCACAGUAUCUACAACAUCAUCUUCAUCAACUACAACAACUGCUAGGCAGAUUUCACCAAUCGAAGACUUCAGUUCCGAAGAUGCACUGCGAGGCAUUGAAAGUGGAUUGAGAAAUAUGGAGCGAGCUAUGCAAGAGCAAAUGAAUAAGCAAAUGAACAUACGAUCGAUGGAAGCAGCUGCUCAGACUCAAAACGAAAAACGUAUUUUCAACCCAAUGGAAUUUAAGCGUCAUAUUGGUGGAUCGGUGAACUCCCUUGAUGGCAGCGGAAGUACCGUCCCAACUACAUCAACACAAAAUAUGAGCGUUAUUGAGUCAAUGCGGCUAGCACUUAACAAAAAUAUGCGUUCAAUGGAAAGAGGUUUUAGCAUGGACCAAAUGCGAUUGGACCAAAUGCAUUUGAACAACAGCAUGCGUAAUUUUGAAGCUAACGCCGGAAAUGCAAAUGGAGGUCAAAAACCUUUCGAAAAUCACAUGAAAUCAUUGGACCGAAAUCUACCAUUAGAGUUACAAUAUAGCCGGCAUAAUCGCUCUCAAUCACAACAAGAAAUGGUUGAUCAAAUGCGACAAAAUAUGCCGAAUCCUUUAACUGGUCCAACUACUUUGUCACGCGACGAUAUUCGAUUAAGACGACGUUCAUCACAUGAUGAAAAUCAAAUGACACAAACACAGAACAACAAUCCGGUAAAUCGGUUACGAGAGCAUUGGGAUGAAACAUCACAAAGUGUUCUACAGCGAAAAUCACAACUCUCAAAUAUGCUUGGCGACUCUCAACGAUACGAAACUAAACGCGCUGAAAUUGAUAAAUGGUUGCAGCGAAUGGAAGCCAGACUAGAUCAAAUGGGAAAAAUUGCAACAACCGUUGAUGUUUUGGAAGCACAGCAAAAAGAGCAAAAGGUUAAUUCAUUUGGCUUGAUUUAUAACCAAUUCAUACCAAAAACAUACAAAAUGCGUACUAAAAAUGUUGCCAAAUCCUUAUCAAAUUAUGACCAAAAAUCAUACCAAAAAUAUACAGAACCGUACCAAAAAUACUUUUGAAAUUAUGCAUUGUUCUUCCAGAACAUCGCAACAUUUAACCCGAAAACCCAGUGGGGAUAUACACUUCGCGAAAUAAUUAUAGGCGCACUUCCAUUUUUUCAAUUUUCUUAAAAUAAUUGUAAAAAUGCAGAAAUGCUCUAAAGAGCACCCAAAAUAAUAAAUAAUAUCAAUACAAACCACAAACAUGUCAAUAGCUCGCAUUUUUUGUAUAAAACUGUGAGUGCGUCUAUAAUUAUUUCGCGGAGUGUAAUCUUUGGGAUGUAUUUUUGGAAUUUUGAUUGAGGCAAUAUUGCUUCGUCAAAUAUCGCCUGUUGUUGUUGUAAUCAAAAUUGCCGACUCGAAAAAAACCAUGAAAACUAUAAUUUUUUCCACAAAAUUUAAUAUUUCAAUUUUUUAAAGAAAAUAAAUCGGAUCAUGAUUUUUUUUACAGAAUCGCUCUUUUCCACUUGUUGAAAUUAUUCAAUCAUCACCAAAACCCACAUUUCAUUUUUUUCAUAAAUUCAAAUUGAGUGAUUCUUUGAAGAAAUCGAAUAAAAUUCAAGCAAUUAUUUUCGAAAUAUUCGACCUGCCUCUAGAGGUCAUACGCUAGCAUUGCUACUUGAUUAUUGGUUGCGCAAUGUGCAUUGUGCAUACACACGAGUUUGAAAUUUUCAACUAUCACCACAAGAGUUGUGUCAGUAGAGCUCGUGUCAUGUUUACAUUGAAUAUAUUGUUAUUGUCGCUUCAUACCUGCGAUUCUUUCAUACUUGGGAAAAUGGUUUUUGAAAUGAUUUACGUCGCAAUUUUCUUUACAAAAAUUAGAAUCUCCCCUUCGAUUUUUUCGAAAAAAAUAGAUUAGAAAAAAUUAGAUUAGAAUCUCCCCCUCGAUUUUUUUGAAAAAAUUAGAAAUUACUCCCCCACAAUUUGAUCAAAAAUUGAAAAUUUACCCCUCCCUUGGCGCGCGG
This is a messenger RNA of Sitodiplosis mosellana (orange wheat blossom midge), 3573 nucleotides long. Its product is annotated as dystrophin-like. The record is from RefSeq and is a predicted model, not a curated record. Lineage: Eukaryota; Metazoa; Arthropoda; Insecta; Diptera; Cecidomyiidae. The transcript has 4 exons. Gene Ontology annotation, biological process: synaptic signaling. Gene Ontology annotation, cellular component: plasma membrane. The coding region runs from base 1019 to 2629 and encodes 536 amino acids.